This is a messenger RNA of Kickxella alabastrina, 875 nucleotides long. RefSeq lists its product as uncharacterized. Bases 142 to 669 code for a protein of 175 amino acids. The record is from RefSeq and is a predicted model, not a curated record. Gene Ontology annotation, biological process: mitochondrial respiratory chain complex I assembly. Gene Ontology annotation, cellular component: membrane. NCBI's taxonomy places the organism in Eukaryota, Fungi, Kickxellomycota, Kickxellomycetes, Kickxellales, Kickxellaceae. The transcript has a single exon.
AUCUGUCACAUUCAAUUCAACGCCUCUAGCCACAGCUAUAACCCAAAACUCUUGUACGCACUUUACUACGCCUUUUGUCGUCGAGCCAUCAAUCUAGCUUAUUUUAUUCUUCUUUUGUAUAUUAUUUUGACCAACUGUGAAAUGGGUGUCGUGCGGAACAUAUACCUCAGUUGGAAGGCACUGCGCUUCCCCUGGCGCAAAGACGUAUUCAAGGGAUCGGAUCUUGAAGGCAACUUAUACUUUGAGCGAAUGUCGCAAAGCACAGUUCGUCCACGCCGUGUUGUUGUGUAUAGGGAGAACUUUGCCAUUAGCGAUUACAAAGACGACAUCAUCCCGGUGCAAUGGCAAGCGUGGAUGCGCCAUACCAGGGAUCAGCCGCCGUCAAUCAGCGAGCUUGUGCAAGAGAUCCAGCGCCGCCAGCGUCUUGCGGAGAAUGUCCGCAAACUGGAUCUUGCGCGGAAGCAGUCUCAGGGUGUGCCCGAGCUGGCUGGCCAGAGUGAAAAGAAAGAACAGCCUACAGUAUUCCAAAAGUCGGCUCCCGGCGAGAGCUACCAGCCCGAAGGCUGGACGCCAUCGCCGCCAUCCAAUGAAGCGCCCGCCUCUGGCCGCUGUGCAGAAGGAGGAAGAGCGAGGGGCGAAGUCGGUACCAAAGAAAGUGAUGGCCGAUAACCGCAACGCAACAUACAAAAUGACGUUGCCUGGCUCGGCAAUCGCCAUGUUGGUCUGAUCUGAUCCACUCUGAUCCACUCUGAUCUGUUUCCACCCUACUCCUGUCCAAGCGACAACAACAAAAAUACAAAGAACUGUUUCUUCAGUGUCCACGUGUCAGCAAUGAAAAUCUGAAGGAUGUCAAUAUUUUUCUUCUCCUUCUCUGC